This is a messenger RNA of Brassica oleracea var. oleracea, 734 nucleotides long. RefSeq lists its product as uncharacterized. Lineage: Eukaryota; Viridiplantae; Streptophyta; Magnoliopsida; Brassicales; Brassicaceae. The transcript is spliced from 3 exons. Gene Ontology annotation, biological process: negative regulation of cell population proliferation. The record is from RefSeq and is a predicted model, not a curated record. Bases 325 to 465 code for a protein of 46 amino acids.
AAACGAUCGUGAGUGGAUCAUGAUCGGUGCAACACCGCAUGUCAACGAUGACGAAGGCUGCUCUGGCGGCAGGCGGCGCAAAAAGCUCCGUCUAACCAAAGACCAAUCGCAUCUUCUUGAAGAUAGUCUUAUAAAAAAAACCAUACCUUAACCCAUAAACAAAAACAAGAAUUGGCCACUUUUCUUAAGCUUAGUCAAAGGCAAGUUGAGGUGUGGUUUCAAAAUCGAAGAGCUAGGCCCCUCAACACCUAGGCACGGCACUGCGCAGACACCCUAAUUGUUCUUUCUCUCUCUCACAUUUCACUUCCAAAGGAUCAAGCGAAAAUGAAGACGACCAGUUCGAGCGUAGGAGGAACAAAGAGGAAGAUGUGGAGCCGAGGAGUGGGAGGAGUGGUUAGAGGGCAAAAGGCUAGACUUUACAUCAUAAGGAGGUGUGUCGUCAUGCUUCUUUGUUGGCAUGACUAAUAACAAAAGAAGAAACAAAUCAAAUCAUUUUCAUCAUCACCAUCAUUAUCGGCUUAAGGAAGACUAACCCAAUAUUUUGUUCUUUUGUUUGUCUUUUCGGUUGUUGUUGUUGCGGAUCUUGCUUAUAUAACCCUAGAGAAGAAGCUUAUAUGUAUUGGCUUUCUAUACGGAGCUAUGCAUGUAUUUUUUGUAGUUUUUUCAUCCCAAAGAAGGGGUUUUCAGAUGUAAAUUAUAGUAGCUAAUUUCGACUACCUUUUGUUGCUGUUUUA